UGACCGGGCUCCGCGCCCCUGACCCGGCUCCGCGCCCCUGACCGGCACCGGGCAGCCGGGAGAGCGCUCCGGAUCGGCGUGGCCGCCAUCGUGCUGCGGGCUGGCCCUGGACUAUGCCCUCCAAGGCGGCCUGCCUGGGGCGCUCAGAGGCGGGCCCCCCACAGCCGGACGGCGGGAUGCUCAAGGGGCACCUUGUGGACUCGGAGGGGGGCCUGGCCCCCCUCCCCGGCUCCCCGGCCGCUGACCGCGCUGGCGCCGAGAAGAGCCCGGCGGGCCCUCUGGACGUGCCAGCCAAAGGCGGCCCCGAGGACCCCCAGGCCAAGGCCAAGGCCUUCACCCCGAGGCCGCCUCUGAGGCCGCGGCUGGAGCGCGCCCUGUCCCUGGACGAGAAGGGCUGGCGGCGGCGGCGGCGGCUCCCGAGCAGCCAGGAGGACCUGGCCUCCGGCAACGGGGCCGGCCCCCCCGGGGGCUCCUCGCAGGACCCCGUCCCCCCCGGCCUGAGCACCUCCCUGCAGGACAUCCCCCAGGGCCCCUGGACUCCGGGCAGUGGCGGCGGGAGCCCCUCCUCCUGGGGCGCCUCCCGGGACCUCCUGCCCCGGCUGGCCGGCGGGCUCCCCUCGCGCCCGCUGCCCGCCAUGGAGGGGAGCGUGGCCUCGGACGCCCUGCGGACGGCCCACAAGGUGGACACGGACCACGCCGAGUACAAGCUCCGUGCGCAGAGCCGGCUGCUCCGGGCCCACAGCAGCCUGGGCCCCGGCCGGCCGCCCAGCCCCCUGGCCUCCGAGGACGGCUCCCUGCGCUCCGCCAGGUCCACCUUCAGCCUCCUGGCGCCCCUCCGGGCCAAGGACGUGCGCAGCAGGAGCUACCUGGCGGGGAGCCUGCUGGGGAGCGGGGCCCUGAUGGGGGCGGAGGAGCUGGCCCGGUACUUCCCCGACCGCACGGUUGCCCUCUUCGUGGCCACGUGGAACAUGCAGGGCCAGAAGGAGCUGCCUGUGAACCUGGAUGAGCUUCUGCUGCCCCCCGAGGCCGACUACGCCCAGGACCUGUACGUGGUCGGGGUGCAGGAGGGCUGCUCCGACAGGCGGGAGUGGGAGACGCGGCUGCAGGAGACGCUGGGCCCGCACUACGUGAUGCUGCACUCGGCGGCCCAUGGGGCGCUGCACCUGUCCCUGCUCAUCCGCCGUGACCUAAUCUGGUUCUGCUCAGAGGUGGAGAGCUCCACGGUGACCACCCGCAUCGUGUCCCAGAUCAAGACCAAGGGGGCGCUGGGCGUUGGCUUCACCUUCUUCGGCACCUCCCUCCUCUUCAUCACGUCCCAUUUCACCUCCGGGGACGGGAAGGUGGGCGAGAGGCUGCUGGACUACAGCAAGACCAUCCAGGGCCUGGCGCUGCCCAAGAACGUGCCGGACACCUGCCCCUACCGCUCGGACGCAGCGGACGUCACCACCCGCUUUGACGGCGUCUUCUGGUUCGGCGACUUCAACUUCCGCCUGAGUGGCGGCCGCAUGCCCGUGGAGGCCAUCCUGAGGCAGGACCCGGGCGCCCGCGUGCCCGCCCUGCUGCAGCUGGACCAGCUCGCCCGGGAGAGGCAGAGGGGGUCCAUCUUCAAGGGCUUCCAGGAGCCAGACAUCCACUUCCUGCCGUCGUACAAGUUCGACAUCGGGAAGGACUCUUACGACACCUCGUCCAAGCAGAGGACCCCGUCCUACACGGACCGGGUCAUGUUCCGGAGCCGCCACCGGGACAACAUCUGCCCGCUCGCGUACUCCUCCUGCCCCGGGAUCAGGACCUCCGACCACCGCCCUGUGUACGGCCUCUUCCGGGUCAAAGUGAGGCCGGGCAGAGACAACAUCCCGCUAGCGGCCGGCAAGUUUGACCGCGAGCUGUACCUGAUCGGGAUCAAACGGCGGAUUUCCAAAGAGAUGCAGAGGCAGCAGGCCCUGAAGACGCAGCACGCCAGCACCAUCUGCACCGUGUCCUGAGCGUCUGCCCACGAGGGCUGGCACCGCCACCGGGCCCCUGGCCAGGAGGAGGAGACACUGCGGGCACUGCGCAGCCUCGGGGGCGCUGAGCUCUGUCUGCGGCCGGGCCGGCGCCUUCCCAGAGGAACCCAGGGAACCGGUGCCACGGCGCCUGGACCGGACCGCUGCUCGCUCACACGUCUGACUCCCCGCGGACACCCAGUGUCCUCGGCAGCCGGGGCUCAGGCCCGGGGGCACCCGCCUCCCGCCACCGUCUCCCCGACGCCGAGCCGCACUCGGCAGCGUCCGCCUCUCCAUCCUCCGGCCCCUCUGCACGCCUGGCCUGGCUCCAUGGAGCUGCUUGGUGGGGUGACUGGGUCCCCAGUCCCACGGCCUGUGCUGGGACCAGGCUGAAGCCAGACGUCCAGGGAGCGAGCGGGUCCCCAUUGCUGGGCGGGAUGAGGUUGUGGCCGGGACGGGGGUAUGGCCAAAGUUUCAGGGCUGGCCCUGCCCUCCAGCCACAUCCUGCGGCCGAGUCUCCGGUGGUGGUGGUGGUGCUGGUGGUUGUGGUGGCGGCAGUGCAUUUGCCAGCCAGAGAGGCUGCUGGAAGCUCAGGCUGGCACCACGACUGGGUUUCACGGUGUGUGGGUCCAUCUCUUGAAAGGCGUUAAGCUUGGGAUGUGGGGAAACCCAGAGCAUCACGUCUAGUCUUCUCAAUUAUUUAUUUUCCAUAUUUAUAUUUUAAAUAAAUGCACAUAUCGAGUCUUU
Messenger RNA from Pipistrellus kuhlii (Kuhl's pipistrelle), 2729 nucleotides. It is a transcript of the gene INPP5E, whose product is annotated as inositol polyphosphate-5-phosphatase E. Gene Ontology annotation, molecular function: inositol-polyphosphate 5-phosphatase activity. Gene Ontology annotation, biological process: phosphatidylinositol dephosphorylation. The record is from RefSeq and is a predicted model, not a curated record. Lineage: Eukaryota; Metazoa; Chordata; Mammalia; Chiroptera; Vespertilionidae. The transcript has 10 exons. The coding region runs from base 114 to 1982 and encodes 622 amino acids.